CCCCUACUCCACAUCAAACGUACUCGCGAUCUAAGCUAAGUGAGUCAGGACGGACGAAUGCGCCUCAUAAGCAGUUCGAAAUUUACAUACUUACCCACCACUCUCACCAGCACAUGCUAAGCCCGACCCGGGUCCCGAUCACCGCCAUCCGUCUCGGAUCCCUCUAAUCCAUGACAGGCACACUAUGAUCCAAUCUAACGUCGUCGUCGUCGCCGCCGCCGUCGUCGUCUUUUCUGUUGCUUUGCUGCGGCUCCGCGCACUUUCAACGAAUGACUUCCAUUCAGUUUCGUUCGAGACGCUGCCCGGAUCAAGCCGCGAUGCGCGCGCGUAUUUUCUAGAGAACCGCCGUCUGCUGAAUCGAACCGUUUGUACUCCCUCUCCUUGGUGUCUUCAGCCGCUGAUCAGCUGCCGAGGGGCUAGACGAUUGUUCUCCAAACAGGGGGGCGUCGCGCGUGUGUUCUGUGCGUGUGACGUAGUAGGCCGCGACCACCGACCGACCGAUCGACCGGUGUUAUUUCAGUGUGUCAAGUGCCUGGCUGGUUGUGCGAGUUUUAAUGUGGUUCUGGUAAAUUACAAUCGAAACCAGUGUGUGCGAGUGCGCGUUGUUUGCAGGAAGCAGGAACAUGAAUAGUGGUGCCACCUCAGCUGCCAUCCACCAGGAUUCGCUGACCUUGGAUGACAUGAAGGGAUUGGCGGCGGCGGCAGCGGUGGCGCGACAGGGGAAUCUCGUCGCCAAGAUGUCCAACGGUAGCAGCAACGGUGUCAAUGGCAACAGUGCCAAUAAUAACAAUAGUCCGAGUACUAACAACAAUAACAAAGUGACCACUAACAACAACAACAGCAACGGAGCAGGCGGCGGCGGCAGCAGUAGUCAAAAUGUGCUGUUUGCUAUGGCGACGGCUGCCGUGGUGUCCGCCGCCGAGAUCGAAGACAACAAGCUCGGCGCCAACGAUAAGGAGAAGCUGACCAAAGCGGUGAUGAAGGUGUUCGAAGAGUACAAGUGGACUCCGCCUACUAAUGUGGUCAAAUCGCCGACAGAUAAGAAGAAAAAUCACAUCAAACGACCGAUGAACGCGUUUAUGGUCUGGGCCCAGGCGGCACGGCGGGAAAUGUCCAAGCAGGAACCCAAACUGCAGAACUCGGAGAUCAGCAAGGAUCUGGGCAAGAUGUGGAAAAACCUUGCCGCCGAAGACAAACUGCCCUUCAUCGAGCAGGCGGAGAAGCUACGGAUGACACACAAGAGCCAACAUCCCGACUACAAGUACCAACCGCGCCGGAAAAAGUCCAAGAAGUUCGGCAAACACGGCAAGCACUGUUGCGACGAAGACUGCGAAGAUUCCAACAGCUCGCCACCGCCUGCUCCGAAGCCACGUGCCAAAAAGUCCGCCACCGGUGCCGCUGCAAACAAAUCGAAAGCGGUGGCAAACCAAACGAAGGCGGCUACUGCGACCGUACUCGCCAACGCCAACUAUGAUUUCAUCAACCAGCAAGCGAUUCUGAGAGUUGCUCAACCUACGGCAGACUUGCCGACUCCCUCUUCGUCGACUUCAUCCGUCGAGCAGUACCCGGGGUACUCGAUGAAAACGGAAACCGGAAACCGAUACUACGGAAUGGGACCAUGCGAGAUGGGCUCACCUUGCAGUCCGCAGAGCCCAAGCGCGGCCUCCAUCCAUUCUUCGACGGAAGGUCAACCUCUCACACCGCCAACCACGCCGUACACCGGGCUGGCCAACGUCAAGUCCUUCUCGCCACAUUCCCGGCUGUCCAGCAACGACAGCCCCGUAGGCUACUUCACCCGUAACGACUACAUCACCGGAACGGCAACAGACUACCGCACCACCGAACAGUGGAGCUACUCGGCCAACAACCUAUCGUCUUCGUCGGCCUUCACAUCUCAGCCAUCCAGCAAAGACUUCUACCGUAACUUCCCGAACCAAAUGCACCAAUUGCACGAUUCGAACUCCCUCUCUUCCUACCACCUUACUCCCGCGACCCUCCAAUCAACCCUCUCCUCCUCUCCAAUCCCCUCUCUCCCCCCGGAUUACUCCACCCUCACCUCAAUCCCCAACCAGAACUACAUGGUAUCCCCCUUGGACCAGGACCACGUCGACAUCGAGCAAUACCUGGACAGCCAAGCCGUUGUGAAAAGAUCCCUCACCGACACCCUCCUCCAUCCAAAACACCAACUCUCCCCCUCCGCUCAAACGAUCACACCCCUGGACUCCCUCGGCUCCGAUCCUACCGCCUCGUCCAUGGCGAUCGACCACCCUAGCGCCGGUAGCCUUGCUCAAGGACCGUCCGCAUCGUCGGUGUACUACGAUUCGGCCGGAUCGUCGUCGUCUCCGUCGGUUCCGUCGGCGCAGCAUCAACACCAGCACCAGUCUCCGCAGCACCACACGCUUUACCAUCACCUGGAGCAGCAGGCGGCAGCGGCGGCGGCAUCGGUGACGGCACAUCCGGCCCACCACCACCACCUGCACCAUCCCCAGGCGCAUCACCAUCCGCACUCGGGACAUCCCACGGGACACGGUGGCCAUCAUCAUCACCAACAUCCGGCGGCAACGAUGGCUGCCCAUCUGCCGUCGUACUUUAGCAGCUGGGGCUCGUCCGGGAAUUACGGGGCCAAUUCGUAAUACCGGAGGGUUGAUGAAUAGCCAGUAGAAUGAUAUGUUUAUCUAGAAUUUAAGGUUGAUAAGUUGGUUGAAGAACAGAACUGUAGUGUACAUAAGGAGAACAUAAGAACCAGUGGAGUCUUAUUGAAGCCGUUAGAAAAAUCAGGCCUACUUAGCAUUUGGUAAUUUUGCGAGACGGUAAAAUCCAAGAAUCCAUGGCAGCUACUUUUGGGAAGCUCUAGCUUCCAUCUCGAAUGUUUAGUAACUUCCUUCAAUGACCUACGGUAGUUAUCUGACUACUUAGAAAUCUCAUAAGCUAUAUUUCAGCAAUCUCCGGUAUCCGCGGUCUCCUUUCAAAAACUAAAGCAUGUCACUCUGUGAAUCUCCGACCAUUUGCUCUAGCAAGUUUUUCUUGUAUGUAACUUACAGUAGAUUCCUUUGAAAAUCUUCUAGAGCCUUCUGUAUACUAUCACAGACAAACAGACGCAACACUCUUCAAAACGGCUUGGCACAUGCAUUUAACGAUCAAUUCAAAUUUCAUUUGAUUUACGCGAUCGUUCCACCAGAUGCGCUAGUGCUCGAUCGCUUUGACGUUUGCCAGUGUACACGUUGCUGAAUGAUGCAAACGAAAAUUACAGGUAAUUUGUGUAGUAGUGUGCGUGUCAGCAAAACGUCAAACCCAAAUCCAUCAUGGCCGACAGUGCCGCGUGCGGUUCUACCAACAGGUGGCAGUGUGCUCAUAAAAAUGACACCGGGCAAAAGUUUUCGAUGAAUUUCCUCUAACGUCUGUUUGUCUGUGAUACUAUUAUCAGAACUUUCGAAGUAUAGAAUAGGGUUAUGCUCAAUUUGAAAAAUUCGACCUUUAAUCCUCAACUUCGACUUUGGGGAAACGACAUCGCGAUUCGCGACAUAAACCUUGUUUAACGCAGAGUUCGUCCACAUCAAGAGCUUCCGAUGCUGGAACCGUGUACGCUUGGAAAAGAAAAGCAAAUAUAGAUCCUUCAAACCAAUUUCCAAACGGUAGUCAAAAUUGAUGUAAAUGUUUCGUUUUCGAAGUACUAGCUAGGACGUUGAUAGUUUUAAAAAUUAGGCUAAGUUGUAACGGUCACAUGAUUUUCUGUGCUGUACUUUUUCAUUUCUUUUUUCUUAAUAUUUGAACUAAGAUGAACUUUCAAAUACAUAACUAUUCUAAAAAAAAAACUACUGCAUCUGCUCAAUCCCUCUUGGUGGAGCUACACAUAUCACAAACGAAGGCAUGUAAAUGGUCUAUUUUUUCUUAUGUAUGUUGAAAUAAUCUAGGAUCUACUUAACCAACGUUUGUGCUGGAAGUAUAAUUCGAUUUAAGAAAUAAAUUAUUUUGUCAAUGCUUAAUGAACAUGAAAUAAUCGUUAAGGAAAA
Aedes albopictus (Asian tiger mosquito) is the source of this 4010-nucleotide messenger RNA. Its product is annotated as transcription factor Sox-8. Lineage: Eukaryota; Metazoa; Arthropoda; Insecta; Diptera; Culicidae. The record is from RefSeq and is a predicted model, not a curated record. The transcript is spliced from 3 exons. Bases 624 to 2633 code for a protein of 669 amino acids. Gene Ontology annotation, cellular component: nucleus. Gene Ontology annotation, biological process: regulation of transcription by RNA polymerase II. Gene Ontology annotation, molecular function: DNA-binding transcription factor activity, RNA polymerase II-specific; RNA polymerase II cis-regulatory region sequence-specific DNA binding.